CCGUUUAAUUAGAUACAAGCUUGCAGCUGAGUCACUGGCAAUGGUUAGCGUUUUCUUCGCGAACAUACUAGUUUCACCUCCGAAUUCUUCCAGGGCUGCACGAAUUGCAGCGAGCUCGGCGCGUGUAAUAGUGUUAGUGCAGCCAAAUCCAUUUGGGUUUACGUAGACAACACGGUCUUUAUGCCAAGCACAAGCCCCAGCCACUUGUAGUUCUCUACCGGUUUCAGUCGUUGUCUUGGAUACCGAGCCAUCGGUCCAUACAAUUUCCUCGGGGUUGUGGGCCAGCGGCAGUGUACGUUGGAAUUGUGUCCGAUUCAACCUCGGUGUCGCUGGAGCUUCGUCAGGCGUGACCAUAGUGGCAAUGUUCAGGGGCACGUCAGUGCCGAGUCCAGGCUCCAUCCCAGCUGUGCCUGGGGAGUCCAGUUCUCCGUUCGUCCAGGUGGCGAGUCGGCGGCAGAGCGGGCUGCGCACAACGGCUCGGACGGUUGCCGAGGGGAGGGACGUCUGGUGCUGUGGUGCCGUCUUAUGAUCAGUUUGCCCCGGGUCGCGCCGGUAUCGGUGCAGCAGGGCAGCCACCGCCUCCUCGAAGGCCUUGGUCCGGUUGUUGUUGGUCCGGUUGAAGCUUUCCCAGAGCGUUUGAAGGCGUGCGUAGGAGACGAGUCGACCUCGAUGAAAAGAGGGCCGCACGUGGGGCAUGUGUUGUCUCGAGUGGCCCGGGCGCAGGAUGGCCGCCAGCUCCUGGCCAUCAUUAUCCAGGUCGUAGGUGCUGCGGCGUCGACGUCCAUUGGGUCCUCAGCGGCGGCCGCGGCUGGCUGCCCUUGGUGGAGGUAGGUUUGCACGGCGCCAGUAGACGGCAUGGUCGCAUUCGCAGUGAGCAGAGUGGUUAUUGCGGGGGCCAGGGGCCGUUGCGUGCGGGUAACCGGGGUUCGGUUAUUGAAUGAAGGGGGGUCCCUUGAGUGGGGCUUGCAGAGGUGGUUGUGCCUGCUCAUGUCUUUUGCCAGGGCCGUGAACACUGAACGUGCCGUUUCGUACCCACGUGUGCCAACGGCCAGGCUUUCGUCUCCAUUUGUGAGGCGCAUAGCCGUGCUGAUUGCGGCUUUAUCACCGGUGAGCAGGUCGUCGGGUGUUGUGCGCGUGUUUUCUGCAAUGCGGGCCUUUUGGGCAGCGUGUUUCGUGACGCGGCGGGAGUGGGCAGUUGGGUGUGUGGGAGUGCGCAUGACGGGCGUCUUCCGUGGCCGUGUCCGCAGGUUGGCUUCGGGUUGGGCGACGGGAGCUGCGGCAUCCGCGGCUGGGGCAGGAAUUGGGGCCAUCUGCCCCAAGGCAGUUGGCGUGUAUUGCAAGGGCGGGUUGUGAUAGAGUGGGCUGGCUUCUUCAAUGUCCAUUUGGGUUGUUGUGCUUGGGGCUAGGGUGAGGGGCUGUGGGGCGGGGCCUCCCGUCAUGAGUGCGGUGAGGGGUGGUGCCAUGCCCGGGGGUCGAGGGUCGUUCCGUGCGGAGAGGGCCUGGAGUUCUUCCAGGGGUGGGAUCACACGCUGGGUAGGCGGAAGCGGGUUCGGGCUCCCGUGUUUUUCCGGUGGCAUUUGGUCUCCGUCCAAUCCCGCCGUGGCAACCAGGGCCAGACUCAGCCUGUUGAGCGCAACUUUGUGUUUGUGGCGGACCCUGCUUGCCCCCAGGAGUUUCUCGAGCUCCCGGGUGCUAAUCAGAUGGCGGCUCGUAUUGCGGUCGACCAGGUGGCUGAAUUCGAGCUGGAGUUCCGCUAGCGGGAGCACGUGUUCGACAGGGAGGGGUGCUGCCGCGCGCGCUGCAGCUGCGGCGUCCAGGGCCUCGACAAUUGACCAGGUAGGGGUGGUAUACGGUGUGCCCUUGUAGAAGAGCUGUAUACCAUGCUCACGAGCGAGGGUCAUCUGUUGCAGAGUUGUGAAGAAGCGCCCUCUGUCUGCAGGUAGGUGGUGUGCGAGGCUCGUACCCGCCAGGCUAUGCUGCCGUGGCAGGAGGGCACGGGUAACCACGCCCAGUCGGCCUGUGUCGUUUAGAGCAAGGACAAGCGCGCGGUUGGCCACACGCGCGUACUGGGGUAAGAGUGAGCCCAGUCCUAGGCCAUAUUCAUCGAUUGGGAGAAGGGUGGUACGGGUAGGGAAGCUGCGUGGCAGCCCAUAGCACCGUUUUGCGUAUCCGGCCAGUGCAGCGUCAAAGUUUGCGAUAUCCUGUUUCGUGUAUGGCAUCGCAGCAAAUGCAUAGGCGAUUGAGGUGUGGACGCAUUGCUGCAGCAUGCGUAGGCGUUGUGCCGGCGUGGCCAGUGACGUGGCUAUGGCCGUGCCCUUUUCUUUCACAGUUUCCGUGACGUGGGAGACUUGCGCCUUCCAGUCUAGUGAGAAGGUGAGUUGCACCCCCAGGUAUUUGUAGGGUUUUGUGGGCGGGUAGUACGGUACAGUGGUGUUACCAAUUCGUAGCUUGUUAGUCAGUUCACGGUGCAUCGCGUUCAGCGUGGCUUGGCCGGCGGGUCCGUCAAGGGUUGGGGUGGACCGGGACUUGUUGUGCCAGAUGGCGGUAGUUGCGCACUUGGUGUGAUUGACUCGCAGGCUUGCCCAGUCUGCAUAGCCCGAGAUUUUGUCACAUUGGAUCUGCAGGUCUUCCAGCGUUGUGGUCAGGGCCGCCAAGUCGUCAGCGUACGCGGCGGCGCUGCAGUGGUACCGUGCAUUGUCUUCCGGGCUGAGGCAUCCGUAGCGGUAGCCCCGCCCACCUGCGUGGAGCCACCGCACAAGCGGUUCCAUGAACAAGAUAAACAGUACAGGUGACAGGGUGUCACCUUGCACCGUGCCACGUUCUAUUGGGAUGGCGGAUGUGCAUCCAUGUUCAGUACGAAUGCGGGUGGUGGCAUGCGCGUAUAGGUUGCGGACUGCGCGUAUCAGGUCGUCAGGCAGGCCCAGAUCGAACAUAAUCUGGAGUAGCCUGUCCUGAUCGAUUGUGUUAAACGCAGAGCUGUAGUCAACAUAUACUGCGUAUACGUCUUUCCCAUACAGGGCAGCGUCCUCCAGUACAUGCACAAGGUUUAGUAUCUGCCGUUCCGUGUUGCAGUAGGCCCGGAAGCCCUCCUGUGAUUCGCUGAACAGCUGGAGUGGGCCUGCCAGUUCGCCGAUGCCCAGGGUGAGCAUAGAAGUGUACAGUUUAUAGCAAGUGUUGGCUAGAGCGAUGGGCCUCUUGUUCUUGAUGUCAAGAGCGUCCCCAGGUUUUGGGAGCAGGACCGUGUCCGAAGUGGCCCAGGACUCCGGGAUUGUGGACUUGACGUACAUGAUCUUCAGUGUGUUGUGUAGGGCUCGCUUCAUGCCGUGAGGCAAGAUGCGGAGCAGCUCGUUCGGAAUGCUGUCUGGGCCCGUGGCUUUGUUACGAGAGAGGUGGGCGAUACAGUGGUCGAAGUUGGCGGGGUCUGCCAUGCUAGAAAGCAUGGAGUGUGCUUCCGGGUGCCUGUUACGCUCAAGCGUAAAGGCAUCCGUAGCGUUAGGUAGUUCGAACGGGUACCCACGCAUUGCGCCAGGCGACAGGCGAUAUUCACCUGUGCGGGGCCCUCGUGGGGGGGCUGACAGUUUGCGGAAGUGGCCUUCCAGGGCGGUUAGAAUGCUGGGAGGGUCGGUUACCACCUCGCCUGUUUCAGGGUUGCGGACCGCGGGGAGGCCACGUUCGGUUGCUUCUUUCUGAAAGAUGCGUUUGUGCCCUUGUGCAGGCCU
Messenger RNA from Chlamydomonas reinhardtii, 3719 nucleotides. RefSeq lists its product as uncharacterized. Lineage: Eukaryota; Viridiplantae; Chlorophyta; Chlorophyceae; Chlamydomonadales; Chlamydomonadaceae. The record is from RefSeq and is a predicted model, not a curated record. The transcript has 6 exons. Bases 526 to 831 code for a protein of 101 amino acids.